AUGAGCUCCUGCCUACCCUUUGGAUGGUUCUCCUCCGAUCACACCCUCUUUUCGUUCACCCCAGGCUCAGUUACGCCAUUUCCCUCGCCCAACAUUCGCGAUGGCCUCCUUCUUUCAAAUGAUUCUGGAUGGAUUGAGGGAUAUCCAAACCACUCGAUAUGCUCAAUGUUUCCCCAAGUGGCUUCGAGUAGCAUCAUCGUUUACGACCAUGAGCAGUUCAUGGUCGGCGGGAAAGGUUUUAUUCUUGAUCUUGUGAGCACAACCUUUCGAUUUUACCCCCACGACUCAUCAAAGGAACCUGGCCUCUCCUUCAGUUGUCUUCACUUCUUCAAAUGGCAAGGAUGGACGGGACUCAUCGCAUGCAUAAUCGCCGAAACUUGGAUAAUGGGGACCGUUGUUGGUUCAGUAAAUGGUGCGCAUUUGAAUGACUGGCCUUCAAUCUUCGAACUGAAUCGAGUUUUGGUAGCCAAGGCAAUCAAGAUACCCGGAGGCACGUUUUGCAUGCCGGGCACAGUGCAAACUAAUUUUUUCAUAUUCUGGAUCCCCAUGCUCGCAUUUGAGUGCCUACUUUGCGGAUUGGCUCUUUUUCGGGGCUUUCAGACAUUCAGAUCUGAGGGUACCCUUUAUCAAAAUGGGCGGCAUCUUGUAGGCAUCCUGAUCAGAGACUCGAUUCUCUACUUUCUAGUAAUUUGCACAACUUAUACGACUUGCCUCCUCGUUUGGAUUAUUGGUCCCACGUCUCUGUUGGAAGUCCCGGUUGGAUUUUCUGUUGCCAUGUCAUGCGUGUUGGCCAAUCGCGUCGUCUUCAACGUCCGAGAAGUUAAUCGCGACAUAGGCCGGUCAGAGAACACGUCUCAGCAGGCGAUGGGCAAGCAGCAGGCGACGUGGGCCAGUUUCUGUAGUCCGGGAUGCUUGACGCAGUUUGAGAUCGAUCAACUAAGGUCAAUGCGCGUGGAGCUCGACGGUGCCGACCUCGAAGAUUACAGCGUUGAUCUUCCGUUCGUUGUGCUAUGAAACCAUUGUUUUCUUAUUUGCAUUCCAAUACUGUUCACGAUGCCUCUCAUAUUCCACAACUUCCGUACCCUACAUUUAGGGCUCUGUCGCCUCAAUUUGUUAAUCUAGUACAAUAUUCUUGUAAAAAAAAAUACUGCUCCGCAUCAGUG
Messenger RNA from Laccaria bicolor S238N-H82, 1163 nucleotides. RefSeq lists its product as uncharacterized. Bases 1 to 1014 code for a protein of 337 amino acids. The record is from RefSeq and is a predicted model, not a curated record. The transcript is spliced from 8 exons. Lineage: Eukaryota; Fungi; Basidiomycota; Agaricomycetes; Agaricales; Hydnangiaceae.